UAAAUGCAUAUUUUAAGAAAAUUUCAUCAUAAUUUGGCGUAUACGUUAUUGAUUUGAUAUAUUUUUUUAUUGCGUUAUGUACCUGAAUGUUUUUUAUAAUUACGGGUUUAAGAGGAGGGCUGUGAUAACACGCUAUUGUUUUAGUUCCAUAAGCAUUUGUAAGUUUUGCACGAGAUUUGGUAAAAAUGGAUGAACGAAUUUCUGAUGAGAUUGAAGCUUUGGAAGCUAUUUUAAUGAAUGACGUCACUAUACAAUAUAAUAAGGAAACGAAUUAUCCAGAUAUGAUAGAGACUGUUGUCUUUCCUUCCACAAUGGAAGAUGCCCAACAACAAUAUGUUUGCAUCACGCUGCAAGUAUGGAUAACCCCUUCUUAUCCAGAUUGUGCACCUGUCAUCAAGCUGAAAAAUCCUAGAGGAUUAGAUGAUAAUAUGAUCAAUAGGAUUCAAAAAGAAGUUGAUAAGAAAAUGAACCAGUGUUUAGGGCAACCUGUGGUAUUUGAACUUAUAGAUGUGAUUCGAGAGCAUUUGACAGAUUCUAAUUUACCCUCUGGACAAUGUGUGAUAUGUUUAUAUGGAUUUCAAGAAGGAGAUUUAUUUACUAAGACCACAUGUUAUCACUACUUUCACAGUCAUUGUUUAGCAUGUCAUUUGGUUGCUGGAGAAAAGUACCAUAAAGAAGAGCAAGAAAAACUCCCAGCGUGGCAAAGGCAACAAAAUGCAGGUUUCAAAGCUCUUUGCCCAGUUUGCCGAGAACAAAUUGAUUGUGAUCUUGAAGUAUUGUCAUUAGCUACACCGCCAGUGGAAGUAGAACAAGCUCAAAAUUUUGAAUUAACUGCCGAAUUACGUGCUUUACAAACAAAAAUGUCUGAGCUGUAUUUACACCAGCAAAUGAAAGGAGGCAUUAUUGAUAUUGAAGCAGAACAAAAUAAACUAUUAUUAACAACUGCCAACUCUCAAGACGAAGAUGAGAAUAAUCAAAUUUCAAUAGAAUGUGGAGCAGUUUCACAACAAAGUACAGAUACUCAAAAUAAUUUAAAAGUAGUGCAGAAUGCAAAUGCAAAUGUAACAAAUUCGUCUGUUAAACAACAGCAAGGUACUGAAGAAGCUAAUCAGCAAGCAAAGCAAAAUGAUAUACAAAAGAAUCAUAAUAAAAAUAUCUAUAAAGGAGGACAUUAUAAAAAUUAUCAAAGAGGUGGCUAUAGAGGACGUGGAGGACAUCAUUCCAGGCGAAUGCAGAAUCGAACAAAUAGUGAUACUACUAACGGGGAUAGAUGAAGAUGGCUUACUCUUUUAGUAAAGUAUAUGUAUCAAUGUGAAGCGAUAAAGAAAUAUAUCAAGUCAUUAUA
This is a messenger RNA of Ctenocephalides felis (cat flea), 1345 nucleotides long. RefSeq names its product E3 ubiquitin-protein ligase RNF25-like. The transcript has a single exon. The record is from RefSeq and is a predicted model, not a curated record. Gene Ontology annotation, biological process: protein ubiquitination. Bases 186 to 1274 code for a protein of 362 amino acids. Gene Ontology annotation, molecular function: protein binding; ubiquitin protein ligase activity. NCBI's taxonomy places the organism in Eukaryota, Metazoa, Arthropoda, Insecta, Siphonaptera, Pulicidae. Gene Ontology annotation, cellular component: nucleus.